This is a messenger RNA of Cyprinus carpio (common carp), 2401 nucleotides long. RefSeq names its product peroxisome assembly protein 12-like. NCBI's taxonomy places the organism in Eukaryota, Metazoa, Chordata, Actinopteri, Cypriniformes, Cyprinidae. The record is from RefSeq and is a predicted model, not a curated record. The transcript has 4 exons. Gene Ontology annotation, molecular function: RNA polymerase II cis-regulatory region sequence-specific DNA binding; zinc ion binding; protein binding. Gene Ontology annotation, biological process: protein import into peroxisome matrix; regulation of transcription by RNA polymerase II; protein monoubiquitination. Bases 146 to 2254 code for a protein of 702 amino acids. Gene Ontology annotation, cellular component: nucleus; peroxisomal membrane; peroxisomal importomer complex.
AGUAACACAGCCUUGCAUUACAAACGAUUACAUAAACUGAAAAUAUACGUCAAACUUAAUAUCUGCAGCUGUACUUCACAAAUGUUAUGACUGUUAAGUUUAUUAAUUGGGCGUGACCCAAAAAUUAUCCAGCUAACGUUAUGCUAUGCUAGCGAAAACCUUGGAAGCAGGACCUUUAUCGACUGAAAUACAGACAUCUGUCCUUUCUAAAAUUAUAACGCAAACAAGUGAUGAAAACACAAAAAAAUCCGAUACGCACAAGGGAUGUAAGAAUCGACGCAAUAUACGAAAAUCUUCGUUUACUGGAGCUCUUCCCGGAGAUAUGGGAGAUACGGUUGCUUCCUCUGCUUUUGGUCGGCCCUGGAAGAUGGAGCGCACCCGGAAAAACAAAAUGAAGCGCGGAACCAACGACCGGGAAGAUCGCGUGAGACCGACCGGAGCCACACAGAUGUUACCCCGGAUGCAGACAGGGCACGGGUGUGUGGCUGCAAUCAUGCACCAUUCUUAUAUAACCAGAACUGCCACCCAACAAUCACAUUUCACACUGACUGAGAACAUGAGUGAUCUCUGCAGAAGGAAACCGCAUGAGACUGAAGAACAAAGAGACCUGAUGGAAGUGAGCAAGAAAGGAAAAAAAGAAACCCCAAAAUCUGUCAAUGGCUCUUCUCACACGAGAAUUCGUACUAGAAAGAAGCAGAAACACAAAAAAGCCAUCAGGCAGCAAGUGAGGAUCCACGCUGGAGAUGAACUGUACACAUGUGAUCAGUGUGAGGAGAGUUUCACAUGCAAAGAAGACCUGAAGAAACACAUGAAAAUCCACAGUGGAGAGAAGCUCCACACGUGUGAUCAGUGCGGCAAGGGUUUCAAACUCAAAGGACAUCUUGGGAUACACACGAGAAUCCACACUGAAGAGAAGCCGUUCACAUGUGAUCAGUGCGGGAAGAGUUUCUCACAAAAAGCACACCUUAAGGAGCACAUGAAAAUCCACACCGGUGAAAGGCCGUACUCAUGUGAUCACUGUGGGAAGAGUUUCCUACGAAAAGACAGCGUUCAGAGACACAUGACAAUCCACACUGGAGAGACGUCAUUCACAUGUGAUCAAUGUGGGAAGAGUUUUGACGUCAAAAGAAGCCUGUUAUCACACAUGAAAAUCCACAAUGGAAAGAAGUCACAUGUUUGUGAGCAGUGUGGGGAGAGAUUCAGAUGCAAAAUAGAUCUCAGGCAACACAUGACGAUCCACACUGAAUACAGGCCGCACGCAUGUGAUCAAUGCGGGAAGGGGUUCACACGAAAAGAACACCUUCAAAGACACAUGCUUAUCCACACUGGAGAGAAGGAGUACUCGUGUGAUCAGUGCGCAAAGAGUUUCUCUCUAAAGCAAUCCCUUAAGAGCCACAUGCUGGUUCACACUGAAGAAAAGCCGCACACAUGUGAUCAGUGUGGGAUGGGUUUUAUAAGAAAAAACGUCCUUGCGGUACACAUGACUAUCCACACUGGAGAGAAGCCACACACAUGUGAUCAGUGCGGGAAGAGUUUUGCACUCAAAAAAAGCCUUAAUGAACACAUGAAAGUUCACACCGGAGAGAAGCCGCACACGUGUGAGCAAUGCGGGAUGAAAUUCACACAAAGAUCCAACCUUAUGGUACACAAGAAAAUCCACACUGGAGAAAAGCUACACGCUUGUGAUGAAUGUGCUAGGAGUUUCACACACAGUUCCACGCUAAAAAAACAUCUACAAACCCAUUCUGAACAUAAACCGUUUUACUGUGAUCAAUGCGGCAAAGGUUUUAAUCUGGAAUCAACCCUGAAGAGCCACCUGAAAGUUCAUGCUAAAGUCAGAAAUUAUUUUUGUCUUUUCUGUGACAAGAGUUUUAGUCUGCUGAGUGUUUUUAAACUGCACCAGAGAAGACACGGCUCUGUGAAGUCUUUUCUGUGCUUUGAGUGUGGGAGGUCCUUUUUUACAAAUACUGAACUGAAACAGCACCAGACCAGUCACACUGGAGAGAAACCUUACAAGUGUUCGCACUGUGACAAGGGAUUCUCUUUGUUGGGAAACAUGAAAAAACAUGAGGGGAUCCAUACUAGAGAGAAGCUGCAGACGCUGCCCUCCAAAUCCUUGCUACGUCUAACCCCGCUCGCUAUGGAGUUCUUUGGAGGAGGUUUGAUGAGAUUUAUGUUAUCCUGGACGUGUUAUUGCAGCAUCAUUUCCUUUCCCGCACCAGCGCCUCAUUUUCGGAGAAUUUCUACGGUCUGAAGCGCGCAGGAGAAGACGGCACACGUGCAGCUCAUCUGGGACUCCGGCGCAGACAGCACUGGCGCUCCUUGUUCCUUCUGACCCUCCUUCCUUACCUACACACCAAACUGGAAAAAAUCCUGGCUCGACAGAGAGACGAGGACGAUU